GUCACGUGUCGUCAGUCGUCGUUCCUUCUCUGACUGAGUAGCACCGGAGAUCACUAAUCAUCGUAUUUUUGUGGUGUUCGUAACUUCACAUAAAUUUCAUUGUGAUGCAGUAGCCCAAAGUCCAACCCAAAGCUUCUGCACACUAGCUUCAACCUUGUAUAAAUAUUGGCAAGCAUUUCUCGAGGUGCAGUGUAUGUUUAGAGCAUAUUAGCGUGUUCCUGGUUACAUCUCUCUUUCUCUCCGACGAGGCACACGGUUGUUUUCCCUAUAAUCGUGCUGCUCUCUAUUUCUGCCCCCAAGUGAAAAAGUGUACUUUGGGACUUCAACUUCACUGGAAGAUACAAAUAAGGCCACUGGAAAAUGAACGGAGUCGUGACUAUGCAACCGCCGCUAUUGCAGCAAAACAAUUCUGAGCCACCUGGAAAAAAGCCAAGACUAGAAGGAAAUGGCACGGAUUUCUUGCCAGGGCCGAUUUACGAUCUCAAUCAAACAGGCCAACUGGUUGCAGGACCCGGGGCCAAAUACUUGACUUUGCCUGGACUCCUGGGAUCGGGCCUACCAAAGAUUUCGUCCGACCAGCUGGAUACUAUCAACAGGGCCAAAAAGUAUGCUAUGGAACAGAGUAUAAAAAUGGUUUUGAUGAAGCAAACUCUCGCUCAUCAGCAACAGCAAAUGGCCAGUCAGAGGAAUCAGGUGCAAAGACAACAGGCUCUGGCUCUUAUGUGCAGGGUAUACGUAGGCAGCAUAAGUUUCGAGCUAAAGGAGGACACUAUCAGGCAAGCCUUUUUGCCGUUUGGCCCGAUUAAGUCCAUCAACAUGUCGUGGGAUCCAGUCACCCAGAAACACAAGGGUUUUGCCUUUGUAGAGUAUGAAAUUCCCGAGGCGGCCCAAUUGGCUCUUGAACAGAUGAAUGGAGUUAUGAUUGGGGGCCGCAAUAUCAAGGUGGUGGGUAGACCUUCGAACAUGCCACAGGCCCAAUCAGUCAUCGACGAAAUCACAGAGGAGAGCAAGCAUUACAAUCGCAUUUACAUAGCAUCCAUUCACCAAGAACUCUCCGAGGACGACAUAAAAUCGGUCUUUGAAGCCUUUGGACCCAUCACCUACUGCAAACUAGCACAGGGCAGCUCUCCCCACCGGCACAAGGGCUACGGCUUCAUCGAAUACGAGACAAUGCAAUCUGCCCUCGAAGCCAUAGCUUCGAUGAACUUGUUCGAUCUCGGUGGUCAAUAUCUGAGGGUAGGCCGAGCCAUCACACCACCCAAUGCACUCAUGGGUCCACCCAGUGGAGCUGGUAUGAUGCCCACAGCAGCAGCAGUCGCGGCGGCUGCGGCUACCGCCAAGAUCCAGGCGAUGGACGCAGUGGCCAGUAACGCGGUGGCGCUAGGUCUCUCGAAGCUUGGAGCAGCUGCUCAGCCAAUUCUGAACUCAGCCCUGCCGGGCAUAGUCCGACCCACUUUGGCUUCUACCGGUAUUUUGGCGGCGCCGGCCGUGGUCUCGGUAGCUCCCAUCAUUCCACCACCGGGUAUCGCCAUACCCCAGUCCACUGGCCGUCCACCCGCGAUAAUCCCAGCUAUUCCUGGACAAGCCGUCGUCAUACCACCGCCAGCUGUAGUCACGCCAACCGUCGUUGGUGCGCCGGUCGUAAUGCCAGUGGUGAACACAACGGUGAGUGUAGGCUCUCCUGGAAUAAACGUGGCUUCGCCGGCGAUGGCUGCGGCGGCGGCGGCGGCAGCGGCGGCUGCUGCAGCGGUGGGACCAGAGGCUCUGAGGCGAGCACAAGAGCAAGCAGCUCAAAAACAGCAGGAGGAGCUGCAAAAGAAGCUACUCGAGGAGGCUGAGCCUCAGACUCUUCAGCAGCAAGAGAACAUGUCUAUCAAGGGUCAGAGCGCGCGGCAUCUCGUCAUGCAAAAGCUCAUGCGCAAGGUCGAGUCACGCGUUGUUAUUUUGCGCAAUAUGGUAUCGCCCGAGGAUGUGGAUCAGACUCUACAGGAGGAAAUCCAGGACGAGUGUUCCAAGUAUGGUUCUGUACAGAAAGUGAUUAUUUACAACGAAAAACAGUCCGAGGAUGACGAGGAUGCCGAGGUGAUUGUCAAGAUUUUCGUUGAGUUCCGACAGAUGUCUGAAGCCGAGAAGGCGAGGGACGCGUUGAAUGGCCGUUACUUUGGCGGUCGGUUGGUCAAAGGUGAGCUAUAUCAUCAGGAGCUCUACAACAACAAUGAUUACUCGGGUUGAUGAGUUACCCUUGUCUUUGCAUCGACACCUGUUCAUAAAGCAGAGUCGCGCACGUUUUCUCCUAUGGAAGAAGGCGCGAACGCAGCAAACUCUCGUGCACGCUUGAGCCUUAAUUGAAUGAUCAAUUUUUUUUUUUUUUAUACGGAAAAAUCGUUUGAAUUUGGUUCUGCAGAACUGAGUGUGUUGGACGAUUUUUUUGGAAUUUUUCACAAAAUUCACCUGUGCAUAUAAAUUACCUUGUAAGCUAUAGUUUAUUUUAAGACAAUCAUAUUUCGUUUUAAACUUGUGUAUCGGUAAAUAAUGUGCUCUUUUACAACUGUAGAUCCAAAUCUCUGUCACUGUAAUUACUUGAUGAUCGUAUAAUCAUCAUGCCAUGGUACAUAUGAAUUAAUUUACAUACAUUAACCUGUUGAGGUCAGGGUGUGUUUUGCAGUUAUGUAGUUGUAUACAUUUUUUUCUGUUUAUUUUUGUGAUGAGCAAAAAUAAAGAGUUUUUUUUUCGUGUUUAUUGUGUGUAUGGAAUUUAUAUGACAAUGAAAAGUGACCAGUAGAGAUUGAACAAAAUAAUUAGAUGAGCUGAAUGUUGGUUCUUUCGAUUGACAGUAUGAAUGCGAUUAUAUUCAUUCAUUGGUGAUGAUGAACCUGUGUAUAGUAGUAUUUAAUUAUGAAAUAAAUAAUUUUGCAAUCGA
Copidosoma floridanum is the source of this 2920-nucleotide messenger RNA. It is a transcript of the gene hfp, whose product is annotated as Poly(U)-binding-splicing factor hfp. The record is from RefSeq and is a predicted model, not a curated record. Lineage: Eukaryota; Metazoa; Arthropoda; Insecta; Hymenoptera; Encyrtidae. Gene Ontology annotation, molecular function: RNA binding. Gene Ontology annotation, cellular component: precatalytic spliceosome; catalytic step 2 spliceosome. Gene Ontology annotation, biological process: alternative mRNA splicing, via spliceosome; regulation of alternative mRNA splicing, via spliceosome; mRNA splice site recognition.